Molecule: messenger RNA, 1464 nt
Organism: Eptesicus fuscus (big brown bat)
Lineage: Eukaryota; Metazoa; Chordata; Mammalia; Chiroptera; Vespertilionidae
Gene: ANKRD39
Product: ankyrin repeat domain 39
Exons: 4
Coding region: 26-565 (179 amino acids)
Molecular function (GO): protein binding
Source: RefSeq, a predicted model, not a curated record
GUGGCCGGGCGGCGCCGAGGCCGGCAUGGCGGCGCCUGGGCCCUGCGCUGACGGCCCCUGCUGCAGCCGCUCUGGCGCGCGGCAGACGCUGGACGAGAUGGAUUUUGAGAGGGGAAUCUGGUCAGCAGCCCUGAAUGGAGACCUGGGCCGAGUGAAGUAUUUAAUCCAGAAGGAAGUGGACCCUAGUCAGCCGGACUUGGCCGGCUACACCGCUCUGCAUUAUGCCAGCCGCAAUGGACACUACGCAGUAUGCCAGUUCCUGCUGGAAAGUGGGGCCAAGUGUGACGCCCAGACACAUGGGGGUGCCACCGCUCUGCACCGGGCCAGCUACUGUGGGCACACGGAGAUUGCACGGCUUCUCCUCUCCCAUGGGUCCAACCCCAGGCUGGUAGAUGAUGAUGGCAUGACCAGUCUACAUAAGGCUGCCCAGAAGGGUCACAUGGAUAUCUGCUCCCUUCUAUUGGAACACAGCCCAGCCCUGAAGGCCGUCCGGGAUCGGAAGGCACGACUAGCAUGUGACCUGCUGCCCCGCAACAGUGAACUGCGGGACCUGCUGGCCAGUUGAAUCACCACCCUUCUGUCUCAGGCUGCCGUGCAGGGUACAUAGACUAGGUCUCCAAGCCCCAGCUUUGGUCAGCAUCCAUGCUGCAGGGUGGGGAAGUGGGGCCCGAAGACCCAGGAAGAGCCUGAUUUUGGCCCCUGGAGUGACGGAGUAGAUUUGGGGGGCUGCAAGUGCUUAAGCCUGGACAGAUGACCCUAUUCUAAAUUAGUUCAUGUGGAAACAUCUAUCUGUUUGGAAAAAAUAAAGUUAUAUCCUUACCUCACCCAUGUCCAGAUUAAAUUUCAAGUAAAUUAAAGACCUAAAUUGUACCUGGCGAGGUAGCUCAGUUGGUUAGAUACUCCAAGGUUGUGGGUUCAAUUCUCCACCAGGGCACAUAUAAGAAUCAACCAAAGAAUGCAUAAAUAAGUGGAACAACAACAAAUAAACGUUUCUCUCUUUCUCUCUCCCUCUCUUCCUAAAAUCAAUAAAUAACAACAAAAAACUUAAAUAAAAAGACUUAAAUUGAAAACUACAGAACUUUGCAAGUAAGUGUUAGAAGAAACUACAGAAUAUGUAACAAGCUUCUUGCUAGCUGAGUUAUCUUGGUAAAUGACACUUUCCUCAUCUGUGAGAUGAGGAUGGUUUUAGUAGGACCUGCCUCAAAGUCACUGGGGAUUAGGUAUUUGAAUUAUGGGGAGCACAGGAGAGAGUGCCUGGCAUGUUGCAAGCAGUAGAGCACACCCUUCCUCAAAACCUGAUCACGUUUUUAUACCAUAGUUUCAUGUAUUUUAAUAAUCUGAUACAUUUAAAAGUGCUGUUGCUGUUAUUUUGAAUUGCUGAUUAGUAGUGAGGUUGACACCUGUCUUCUGUGAACUUCCUGUCCACAUCCUUUGCCCAUUAAAAAAUUUGUUUUUAUUGACUCA